This is a messenger RNA of Rhineura floridana, 4822 nucleotides long. RefSeq names its product ATPase phospholipid transporting 11C (gene ATP11C). Gene Ontology annotation, biological process: phospholipid translocation. Bases 759 to 4169 code for a protein of 1136 amino acids. Gene Ontology annotation, cellular component: endoplasmic reticulum; plasma membrane; recycling endosome. The record is from RefSeq and is a predicted model, not a curated record. Gene Ontology annotation, molecular function: ATP binding; ATP hydrolysis activity; magnesium ion binding. The transcript is spliced from 29 exons. Lineage: Eukaryota; Metazoa; Chordata; Lepidosauria; Squamata; Rhineuridae.
UGGAGAGAAGCGGCAGGUUCCGCCCCCGGCGCGCCUGCGAAAGGACAGCUGGCCGGAGGGGGGCUGAGAGGGAAAAGGCAAAAGAAGAAGUGCAGCUCUGAGGCGAGGGCGAGAAAGGAGCCGGCCGUCGGUCGGUCGGUGGGGGGGGCACGCCAGAGCGGUGGGCAUCGCGCGCUUUGGAGAGGUGGGCGCGCUCCGCGCUUGGAGAGGUCGGGAGCGCCGCGCUGUCGGUCUGCCGCCGCGCUCGGGGGCGGGGCGGGCUGUUGCUGCCGCCGCUGCCGGGGGAGAGAGGGCUGACUCUCAGCGUUUCCCGGCGCAGCUUCCUCUCUCUCCCCCCCCCGCCUCUUUCAUGCAUUUCUUGGCUCGUGCUCCUCUGCCGCCUCCUUUCCUAAAUUCUUCUCCGCGAUGCCGCCCAGAUCUCGCCUGCGGCCAGGCUGACGGGGCCGAGGAGCGGUAACGAAGCGCGGGACUCGCUCGCCAUCUCCGAGGCUGCUGUCUGAGGGAGAGAGAGAGAGUGGAGAGCCCCGCCGUGGGCUGCUGCCGGUGCGGUGGCGCAACGGGGAGAGGCAGAGGCACGAUGCAGCUGAGCCGGUGACCGCGGGGCUGGCGGACGGGGAGCGGAGGCUGGCUGGGUGCCUCCCCGCUCGCCGCAGCGUCCCCGCGGACUGCGAGGCUUGGGAACCAAGCGCGGGGGCCAGUCGGCUGUAGCGAAACCAGCCCACCCCUCGCCCUUUCCAAGACGCUGCGGCAGUUCAGCUAUGCUUCGCCGGCAGAUCAAUCGCUUCCUUGUCGGGGAAGAGAAGCGUGUUGGGACCCGGACUGUCCUUGUCGGCCACCACCCAAUUUCUGUGACAGAGGCGUACAUUUCGCAGAAGUUCUGCAGUAACCAAAUAGUCUCUUCCAAGUACACGGUCUGGAAUUUUCUCCCAAAGAAUCUCUUUGAACAGUUCCGAAGAAUUGCCAACUUUUACUUCCUUAUCAUUUUCCUUGUACAGGUCAUAGUAGACACACCAACAAGCCCUGUCACAAGCGGACUUCCUCUUUUCUUUGUUAUUACCGUUACAGCUAUUAAACAGGGUUAUGAGGACUGGCUGCGGCACAGGGCCGACCAGGAAGUGAACAAAAGCACGGUCUUGGUGAUCGAAGAUGCAAAGCAUGUGAAGAAAGAGUGUGAAGGAAUUGAGGUUGGCGACAUAGUAGAAGUGUCAGCGGAUCAAACCUUUCCUUGCGAUCUGAUCUUCCUCGCAUCGAGUAGCAAGGACGGGUCGUGUUAUGUCACUACAGCUAGCCUGGAUGGAGAAUCGAAUGUCAAGACUCACUACACUGUGCAGGAUACUGCCAAUCUCCAUACAUGCCAAGCCAUAGAUUGCCUUGCUGCCACAAUAGAAUGUGAACAGCCUCAGCCAGACCUCUACAAGUUUGUGGGCAGAAUUAACAUCUACAAGGACGGUCAAGAGCCAGUAGCCAGGGCCCUGGGCCCUGAGAACCUGUUGUUGAAAGGAGCAACGUUAAAAAACACCCCUAAGAUCUACGGAGUUGCUGUUUAUACCGGAAUGGAAACCAAAAUGGCUUUGAACUACCAAGGAAAAAGUCAGAAACGCUCUGCAGUUGAAAAAUCAAUCAAUAUUUUCUUGAUUGUCUAUUUAUGCAUUCUUCUGAGCAAGGCUACAAUAUGCACCACCCUGAAGUACAUCUGGCAAAGUAUUCCAUUUAACGAUGAACCUUGGUACAACCAAAAAACCCAAAAGGACAGAGAAACCUUCAAGCUAUUAAAAAUGUUCACCGAUUUCCUGUCCUUCAUGGUUCUCUUCAACUUCAUCAUCCCCGUAUCCAUGUAUGUGACCGUCGAAAUGCAGAAAUUCCUGGGCUCUUUCUUCAUCUCAUGGGACAAAGAGAUGUAUGAUGAGACCCGCAAUGAAGGAGCCUUGGUGAACACCUCUGACCUCAAUGAAGAGCUGGGCCAGGUUGAAUAUGUGUUCUCGGAUAAAACGGGGACUUUAACGGAAAACACCAUGGAAUUCAUUGAGUGUAGCAUUGAUGGCCACAAGUACAGCAGCUCCAUGUCAGAAGUUGAUGGAUUGAAGCAUUCUGGAAAAGCAGAGAGGAGUCGAGAAGAGCUGUUCCUGUGUGCUUUGUGUCUCUGCCACACGGUUCAGGUCCAGCGGACAGAUGAAACGGAUGCGGUGGGGUUGCAACCCGGAAGUUCGAGCAAGUAUGUCGCGGCUUCCCCAGAUGAAAUCGCUUUGCUGCAAGGAGCUCAAAAGUAUGGUUUCACUUUUCUAGGACAAGAAAAAAACAUCAUGAAGGUACAGAACCGAAAAAGGGAAAUUGAAAGCUUUGAACUUCUAAACGUUCUGGAUUUUGAUUAUGUCCGUCGCCGAAUGAGUGUGCUCGUGAAGGCAAAUGAGGGAACGAUAUACCUGUUCUGCAAGGGAGCAGACUCUGCUGUUUUCCCAAGGGUCCCACAAGCUGAAGCCCAGAGAACAAAAAUACAUGUGGAGCAUAAUGCGUUGGAUGGGUAUCGGACUCUCUGUGUGGCCUACAAAGAAAUAUCUGUAAAUGAAUAUAAGAAAAUUGAUGGCCUGGUUAAAGAAGCUACGAUGGCGCUGCAGGAUCGGGAAGCAAAGAUGGCCAAGGUGUUUGACCAGAUUGAGAAGGACAUGCAUUUGAUUGGGUCCACUGCUGUGGAAGACAAACUCCAAGACUUUGCAGCGGAAACCAUUGAGGCCCUGCACGCUGCAGGCAUGAAGAUCUGGGUGCUGACGGGGGACAAGCUGGAGACGGCUCAGGCCACAUGCUACGCCUGCAGGCUCUUCCAGACCAACACAGAAUUGCUGCAGCUGACGACAAAACUCAUAGAAGAGGGAGACCGGAAAUUGGACCGGCUGCAUGAGCUGCUGCUGGAGUAUCACAAGAAGCUGGUGGGCGAUGUGCCCCAAGGCAAGAAGAGAACCUGGACAUUAAGUCAUGAAUAUGGGCUGGUUAUUGAUGGUGCCACCCUGGCCCUGAUAUUGAACCCUUCCCAAGAUUCGCGUUUCAGUCAUUACAAAAGCAUCUUCCUCCAGAUCUGCCUGAAGUGCACUGCAGUCCUAUGUUGUCGGAUGGCUCCUUUGCAGAAAGCGCAGAUUGUUCGAAUGGUUAAGUGUUCAAAGGGCAGCCCAAUAACACUGGCAGUAGGAGAUGGGGCCAACGACGUAAGCAUGAUCUUGGAAGCUCAUGUGGGCAUAGGUAUCAAAGGUAAAGAGGGCCGCCAAGCCUCCCGAAACAGUGACUACGCAAUCCCAAAGUUUAAAGACUUGAAAAAAUUGCUGUUGGUGCAUGGGCAUUUGUACUAUGUGAGAAUCUCACACCUUGUACAGUAUUUCUUCUACAAGAACCUUUGCUUCAUUUUUCCACAGUUUUUGUACCAGUUCUUCUGUGGCUUUUCACAACAGCCUCUGUAUGACGCCGCUUACCUGACCAUGUUCAACAUUUGCUUUACGUCUCUGCCGAUCGUGGCCUACAGUCUGCUGGAGCAACAUGUCCCUAUCAACGCCCUGAUGACCUUCCCAAAAUUAUAUCUGAACAUUUCCGACAAUGCCAUGUUGCAGCUGAAGCCUUUCUUGUAUUGGACCUUGCUGGGCCUUUUUGAUGGCUGUGUGUUUUUCUUUGGGGUUUAUUUUCUUUUCCAGAAUGCUUCUAUAGAGGACAACGGAAAGAUGUCAGGGAACUGGAGUUUUGGAACUAUGAUUUUUACAGUAUUGGUGUUCACCGUCACAUUAAAGCUGGCAUUAGACACUCGGUUCUGGACAUGGGUGAACCACUUCGUCAUUUGGGGUUCCUUGGUCUUCUAUGUGUUUUUCUCAUUCUUCUGGGGAGGAAUCAUUUGGCCUUUCUUGAAGCAACAAAGAAUGUAUCACGUAUUUGCCCAGGUGCUGACUUCUGCAUCAACCUGGCUGGCAAUAUUUUGCCUAAUCUUCCUUUCUCUUCUCCCUGAGGUCCUUGCCCUGGUUUUUAGAAGUAUGAAAAGAAAACCCCACCAGCCUAACAACCCUCUGGAGCUGCCGAUGCUGGUGUCCUACAAACCACGGGAGAAUGGCUAUACCGCUGCAGCGAAGGCAGAGAAUGCUGUGACUGACUUUGCAGAUCAUUGCCAUCUCAGGAUACUUCAGAUGCAAAGAUGGGUCUAAACAAACAGCGCUUUUUGAGUCAAAAUGAGCAUUAAAGAAGCAGUUGGGCCCACCACAAAGGCAGAAGACACAAGCUCUCUGUUCUCUGUUUUGGUUUCUUUCCUCUUCUGAAGAAGACUUUUGGUUUACAUUGCCAUUUUUAAAAUCAAUGUAAAGGGCGGGAGGAAGGGUCGUCCUCAUCACCUUUUUUCCUUCCUAAUGCAAGUUUUAAGAAAGCGACCUUGCUAUUUUGAUGACAAAAGUCGUGAGAGACUGUUGGCCACCGCGAUAGAUUAUUCUGUCCUCUGUUGAGCCACGAUUCCUCCUCAUCCAAGGAGCAUGAAGAGUUAUGCAUGAGUGUAUUUUCUGUGCCCCCCUUCAACCAAAGAAAUAGCACAAGUUGUAUGUUUCACUUCCCACAGACAGCACUAAGAACUUUUCAUAUAUAUUCAUUGCAAAACCUGUGGUUAAGGUAGCGAACAAUCUCGCCUUGGGUUGAGCACGGGUGGCAAAAUUCCAAAAGCUAAUGACUCAUACAGGAGCCUCACCUUUUUGAAACGUGCCCUUUCUUGCUCCUCUCCACUCAAAACAGGUGUCAUGGAGUCCAAAUGGACAGGUAUCUGUUUUUCCAAACUCUGCAAUGGCCGUGUAAAAAUAUCAGAGCCACAUUUUCA